AUGUCGGGUCUCUACAAUUCCAACUUCUCUCCGGUCAGAGCUGCUUCUCCUCAGAUUCGAACCAACCCAGAAGUUGACAGUCAGUAUCUUACGGAGUUGCUGGCAGAGCAUCAGAAGCUUGGUCCCUUCAUGCAAGCCCUUCCCAUUUGCACUCGUCUCUUGAAUCAAGAAAUAUUAAGAGUUUCUGGAUUGCUGUCCAAUCAAGGUUUUGGUGACUUUGAUAGACUGCGGCAUAGAAGCCCUAGUCCAAUGGCUUCUUCAAACCUCAUGUCAACUGGAACUGGGUUGGGUGGAUGGAAUAGUCUUCAGCAAGAGAGGUUACGUGGAACUCCUGGAAUGACAAUGGACUGGCAAGUUGCACCAGCAAGUCCUAGUUCAUAUACAGUUAAGAGGAUUUUGCGCUUGGAAAUUCCAGUUGAUACAUAUCCCAAUUUCAAUUUUGUUGGAAGGCUUCUGGGACCCAGGGGCAAUUCUCUGAAAAGGGUGGAAGCUUCUACAGGUUGUCGGGUGUAUAUUAGAGGAAAGGGUUCAAUAAAAGAUCCAGACAAGGAAGAAAAAUUAAGAGGAAGACCAGGUUAUGAGCAUCUCAAUGAGCCACUCCAUAUCUUGAUUGAGGCUGAUUUACCUGCUAAUAUUGUUGACAUAAGGCUCCGACAGGCUCAGGAAAUUAUAGAAGAAUUGCUCAAACCUGUGGAUGAGUCUGAGGACUAUAUCAAGAGGCAGCAGUUACGUGAAUUGGCGAUGCUGAAUUCAAAUUUCAGAGAAGAGAGUCCUGGACCAAGUGGAAGUGUAUCUCCAUUCAAUUCCAGUGGAAUGAAACGGGCUAAAACUGGUCGAUGA
Messenger RNA from Sphenostylis stenocarpa, 840 nucleotides. NCBI's taxonomy places the organism in Eukaryota, Viridiplantae, Streptophyta, Magnoliopsida, Fabales, Fabaceae. The record is from the annotation of a GenBank genome assembly.